Molecule: messenger RNA, 1837 nt
Organism: Rhizophagus irregularis DAOM 181602=DAOM 197198
Lineage: Eukaryota; Fungi; Glomeromycota; Glomeromycetes; Glomerales; Glomeraceae
Biological process (GO): mRNA splicing, via spliceosome
Cellular component (GO): spliceosomal complex; U2AF complex
Molecular function (GO): metal ion binding; pre-mRNA 3'-splice site binding
Source: RefSeq, a predicted model, not a curated record
UUAGAGAUCAACAAGAGAAGCUAUGGAAAUCGAUAAGAACUGUACCAAUACUGCAUCAGUUGAAACUUCUGAUCAGUAUAUUAAUGUAAAUAAUAAAACCGAUCAGAAAGAGAACAAUGCGGCAAUUCGUUUACCCCGUAAAGAGUUUAGAAAGCUCAUGAAAAAGCAACGCAAAAAAAACGCUCGAAUUGAAGCAGCUAAGGCUAAACAACAAGGACAAGAGGAGGAAGAAGAAACUCCUGAAGAAGUUAUGGAAACAAUAAAAGCUGAAGAAAAAAAGAGAAAUGCAGAGAGGAUAUUAUGGGAAGUUCGAGAACGACAAAUCAAUCAAGCUAAUGCAGAAAAAAAGAAAAAACAAGAGGAAAAUGAGAGGAUGAAAAAAAUAAUACAGGAAAAUUGGGAAAAAACGAUUAAAAAUAUAAAAAUACCGAAAUCCAUCAAUGAAGUAACAAUUAACAAUAAAAAUCUUACAAAUCAACAAACUGAAUUGGGUACAUCAGCUAUAUCUCCAUCCGUAACUUCUGUCCAAGAAGAUUCAAGCGAAAAAACUGAUUAUGGAACCGAGAAAGACCAAGUUAAUUGUCCAUUCUAUCUCAAAACUGGUGCUUGUCGAUAUGGCGAUUCAUGUGGUCGACAUCACCAGUAUCCUGAAAAAAGCGUUACUAUUUUAGUUAAAAAUAUGUACGAAGGAAUGCCAGUACAAUUAGCAGAUGAGGAUAAUGACGAUAAUUUGGAGUAUGACGAAGUUGAAGCUGAGAGACAUUAUUUCGAAUUUUUCGAAGACGUUCAUACGGAAUUUCGACAAUAUGGGACUAUUGUGCAAUUCAAGGUUUGUAACAAUUUUCAAUUACAUCUACGUGGAAAUGUAUAUGUACAAUAUUCAAAUGAAGAUGAGGCAAAACGGGCGAUCGAAAAUAUCAGAGGAAGAUGGUAUGCUGGAAAACAGUUAUUAUGUGAAUAUUGUCCAGUAACCAAAUGGAAACCUGCGAUAUGCGGAUACUAUCAAAGAAACCAAUGUCCAAAAGGAAUUCAAUGUAAUUUUUUACAUGUAUAUAAAAAUCCCGGAGGAUUAUAUUCAGAUGCAGAUAGAGACUUCGAAGAUAAACGUUCAGAUUUUAUUAUGGCUAUCGAGAAUUCUUCUAAUAUUACUGUUUCUACAGCUGUAAAUAAAUCGUUUCCAGAGUCAACUGUUAAUUCUACCGAGUCCUCAAAAAGAUCUCGAUCGUCCAGCUCAGAUAGGAGCGAUUCACAUCACUCUAUAGUGAAACGUAAUAGUAAAAAUUCUCGGCGGAAAAAUCGAUCGAAAUCACGAUCGAGAUCUCAUUCUCGUUCUCCACCUCUGCGAUCCAACGACAAAUAUCGUUAUCGUCAUAAUUACAAGCGUGACAAUCGUUAUCAUAAUGAACGUGAUGAACACCACCACCACCAUCACCACCACCAUCGAAGUCGACAUCAUAAAAAGAGUGAUCGUGAUUUAGACGAAUCGCGUUCUCACUGGAACCGUCAUCGUGGUCAUUGGGAUAGAAAGCCUGAUUAUUAUGACAUGAAUGUUGAUAAAAAAAACAAGAAAGACAGAAAUGAAAAUGAUCGAAAAAUACAACGGCGUGAUUCAAAACGAGAUAAUAGAAAAAAUUCUAGAACUAAUAAGAAUGAGAAUCAAUCAUCUGAUGACUCUAUUGUCUCUUCUACUUACAAUAUUAGAGAAAAUGGUAAGAUUUCUGAUGAAUAAUAUAUAUAGUAAAUACUGUCAAUGUACUGUAUAAUAUGGAAUCACCGAACUUAUUCGUUUUGACAAUAAAAUGUUAAAUGUAGUUCAUUAAAAAUUUGUUACUUGAAA